AUGGUAUACAUGUAUAUAUGUCUUUUUUUUUUUUUUUUUUUUGGGAGAGGGGCAAGGAAUUCUUUAAUUGUUUUCCACAUGUCUUUUAGUUACGAUAAUGUGGUUGCACAAGGCGAGAGUUUCAUGGCGGACGGCCGCCGGCAGGCAUUUGAAGUCCCUUCAUGUGCGCAGACUGCCGUCUUGAAGUCAGGGCAGUUGCAGCAGAAACAUGCAAAAAACACAGAGUCCCAAACGGAGGAGUGGCAUUUGUUUGGUCAAAGCAGCCCGAGGUCCCGUCGCACACCACAAAAGCAGAGGGCGGUUCAUACUCCCCCCACGCCGCGGGGACGGCGCUGGGGUUCGCCAAAUUCCAUGAAUCGUUCUGAGUCCACACAGCGUUAUAUGUCUCUCCCCAGUAUGCGUUGCAAGUACUGUUUCCGCCCACUCGCUCCAGGCGAAACUGCCGAACAUGACCGUUACUGUUCUCUGAAACCAUUGGCGUGUACAAAAAUUGACUCAAAGACAGGCACAGUUUGCGGCUAUAUAUGCCGCGGCAGGAAUAUGCUUCUCGACCACGAGGCCCAUUGCCAUGCGAAAAAGUCAAGGCCCCACACACACUGUAAGGAAAUUCCGGAGCACCAUGUAAAGGCUGUUGUCAAUGACUCCCAUAUCAAGUCUGGCACAUCAGAGCGCUUAAUGUGUUCUUCUUGUGGUACCUUGGUCAACUACCCGGCAGCUCUGGCACGGCACAGGAUGAUUUGUCCUGAGGUUGAAGUUUUGUGCCCUCUCAUGUGCGGUAAAACAUUUCGUCGUGGUGAGGUUGCACAGCAUGUGAAACAGCAAGCGCUUGAGCAUGCACCAAUGCCUGUCCCAAACUUGGCUAACUGUGCCGGCGAUGAUCCAAAAGUUGUGUUGGCUCUUGUUAUGAAUAUGCUAUUGGAAAGGGCAGGGAUUUUUGGUGAAGGGGGCCUGAAUACACAAAGAAGCAAUGAAACACCGUCACUGGGGUAUUACGUUUCAGGUUCGCAUUCAUCCAUUCUUGAGACAGGCCGCAUCUCCGACUCCGGCCGCCCUUCUUUCGUUCCUCCGAAAAGCGCCCAGACUAAAUUGGCGAUGACCUCUAGUCCACUUAUUGACCAAAACCAUUGCUUUGAUAAUUCUCCCCAAUCGGCAUUUAGUUUGCCUGAAAAGAUGCCAAUACCGCGUCUAAUAGUUCCAGAGCCAACUGGACGUGGCGAGAACUGCGGCUCUUCUGUUAACAAGCUCGCUGGUAUGCCCGUUUACGUAAAAGAUUUUUCUUUUCUGCGAAUGAGUCUUCUACGCGCUCCCCGCCACGGUUAG
Molecule: messenger RNA, 1320 nt
Organism: Trypanosoma cruzi
Lineage: Eukaryota; Euglenozoa; Kinetoplastea; Trypanosomatida; Trypanosomatidae
Exons: 1
Coding region: 1-1320 (439 amino acids)
Source: RefSeq, a predicted model, not a curated record